Phaedon cochleariae (mustard beetle) is the source of this 2595-nucleotide messenger RNA. Lineage: Eukaryota; Metazoa; Arthropoda; Insecta; Coleoptera; Chrysomelidae. The record is from the annotation of a GenBank genome assembly.
AAUUCUUCACUGUCAUUCUCCAGUUGAUCCAGUGAAAUGUCCGAUAGUGAUAUUUACUAUUCCGCGAAUGAUUUGAUGGAAUUAGAUGAGGAAACUGAUAAUGAGUGCAAAAGUCAACCUCUCGAACCCAAUAAUGACAAUAACACAAAAGCAAAAGGCACCGUAUUCUUAUACUUUUGCGCAGUGACAGUCAAUUUGAUGAUGCUGGUCUUCGGCACCGGAGUCGUCUGGACAUCCCCUAUGAUCCCGAAACUCAAAUCCAACGACACCGAAAUCAACCCCUUGGGACAGCCAGUCACCACCGUUCAAAUUUCCAUGAUAGCCGGUAUACCUCUGAUAGCGCAAACAAUGUCGACCCUCAUAUUCCCGAAACUUCCCGACAUCUUGGGAAGAAAGCGAACGCUGCUGUGUCUAGCCGUCCUAAUGGUACUAGCCAACGUGUUGCUAGCCUUCGCUAGACAUCUCUAUAUCUUCUAUCUAGCCAGGUCCAUCUUCAAUUGCUGUUACGGGAUAGGUAUAGUGACAGCGCCUAUAUUCUUGAAUGAGAUAUCCGAGAAGCACAACAACGGAAGGAUAGGGUGUCUCAUGAUGGUGUUUUUGCCUUUGGGAAACCUCUACGCUUACCUCAUUGGUCCAGUUACUAGCGUGAAGGUUUUCAAUCUGCUGUGUGCUCUACCUCUGAUACCACACAUCAUCUGCUUGUGGUUAUUCGUACCCGAAUCGCCAGUUUUCUUAGCUUCAAAAGAGCGCAGAACAGAAGCUCUAGCAGUAUUGAGACGAUUAAGGAGCAACAGGAGCUCAAGCGAAAUACUAGAAGAGUACCAGCUGAUAGAAGAAGCUUUGAGGGAGAGGAAACAGUUCAAGAAGAGAGGAGUGAAGGAUCUGUUCAAGAAACGCUUGCUGAGGAAAGCUUGCGUUAUCACUCUGGGUACUUGCGUGGCUCCACACUUAUCCGGAGUACUGGUCAUCAUGGGCUUUCUGGGUCCGGUGUUCACCCAAGCGGGCACUCAGCUGUCUGGGGAUUCCGUAGCUGUGCUAGUGGCUUCCGUUAAAAUCGUGACUUUCUUCAUAGCUUCAGCUACAGUGGAGACUGUAGGUAGGAGACCUCUGCUCCUGUUUUCUGCGGGGUUCACGGGGAUUCCCUUAUCCCUGCUUGGUUUUUACUUCUACUGGAAGGAGACUGACUCGUCGAUGGUACAGUAUGUGACGUGGUUGCCGAUCCCUUGCGUCAUCGUUUACGUGUUCACUUAUUCGCUGGGUUUGGGACCGAUUCCGAACGCUGUGAUGGGCGAGUUGCUGCCUAAUGACGUCAAAGCUACGGCCCUGUCUUUGAUCACGACUGUGGUAGGAUCUGUGAUUUUUGUAUCGACGUUCGCGUUUCCUUUAGUGUCCGAGAGUCUCGGCGUUCAUUUUUGCAUCUGGAUAUUUAGCGGGUUCUGUUUUUUGGAUGCGGUGUUUUUUUACUAUAUGGUGCCCGAGACCAAAGGGAAAAAUUACCAGGAGAUUGUGCAAAUUUUGAAUAGGUCUCGGAAUAAGCGAAGUGAGGAAUGCGAAUUAUGUUGAUAAGUUAAGUUAAGUAGUUAAGAUAUAGUUCAAUCAACGAACGCCAAAGAGGGUUGAAUAAAGGAAAAAAAUCGUGUAGUCGCAAAUUUUUGUACAGUGGUAGGGAAAAGUGUCAUGAAUUAAAUACUAAAGGUCCUGACGGUAGGGGAGCGUUUGUAGGUAAGUUGAUCGAUCCAUCUUCCCUGUGAUUAUCACAUCCCUUGUAUCUCAAAAACUAUUCAUUGUAGGCGAAAAAUGAAUAGGAACUUUUUUAUUGUAAAUUUCAUGCUAUUUAAUUUUGUAAACCUGUUUUUUUCGCUAGAGGCAGCGAUUUUCAAAUUAUUCGAGAACACCUUGAAAAAAUUACCUUCAAACGUACCCCUACCGCCCCUGUCAUCCCCUAAGGAUCAAAUUUUUUAGUAUGUUGUUCAUCGCACUGUGCCUUACCACUAUACAGAAAUUUUCGAAAACACGAUUUUUUUUUCUAUUUUUUUGUUCAUUUACUGAACUAAUAUUAAGCAAUGGAAUUGUACGUAUGUAUUUAUUUAUGUUCUAUCGAUUUGUAAAUCCUCUAGAAUUAUUGAAGUAGGAUUCCGGGAUGGGUAGGAGCAAGAGACAUGCGUCAAAUUCAUUCAAUGGCCAUUCUUCUUCAUUGUUAUACAAUUCUCGUCAGUAGCAAUGGCAUCACCUAUAUUUUUGUUUCACUAUGAGAAGUAAGACAGAAUCAGCUUUCGCGAAAAUUAAAUCCGGAGUGAUUAUCUAUCUUGCCCCCUAAUAUCGUUUUCCAGAGCUGUCGGAUGAUUCCAUGACUGCUGGCGAGCAGUGUACCUCCCUGUAGCAUUGAAUGUGUCUUUGGUAUUUCGCUGUUGCGAAUUUAAGAAUUUUAUACCUCAAGAAUUAUAGAAUGUUGAAAGAUAUAUGUAACACACUGUCAGUCUGCCUAUAUCAGAAAAUAAGAAAUUGUUUUGUCUAUGGUAUCAUUGCUACGUCGAUGUUUCUUGAAUGUUAUUAUUGUUAUUAUCUGUGUUCAAUAAAUUUGAUUAUUUAUUUUUU